UCAUAUAUUUAUAAUUAUUAUGGUAUUAAUGAUUAUCAACGAUUCUUUGAUGAACUCUUUGAGACUGAAAGACAAUAUGAUACUUUAUCAGUUAUUCGAUCCAAUGAAACUUCACAACAAUGGGUUAUUCGGAUCAGAGUUCCUUUACAAGAGCUAAUCUCUAAAAAGAAAAGAAAUGUAUAUCACGUACAUUGUUUAUUUGGAGUAUUUGAAAAUUCUAAACUAGUUAAUCAUGAUUAUUACAGGCCUAGAAUCCAUAAGGCCAAUGUGGUGAUAUGUCUAGAUUGUACGAAGCUUAUUCAUGUUGAUAAUGUAAAACCAACAAAGACAUUUCAUAAUGCUAGAAGUAGAUACGUUGAAAUUAUCAAGCCUGAGGAUUUGAUACAGAAACAUUAG
This is a messenger RNA of Diversispora eburnea, 396 nucleotides long. The record is from the annotation of a GenBank genome assembly. Lineage: Eukaryota; Fungi; Glomeromycota; Glomeromycetes; Diversisporales; Diversisporaceae.